CAAGUAAAGCAGUAAGCUACUGAGCUGCGUUUUCCAAUCACUCAGUACAAUUUUUCUCCGGUGACGCUUUGAUCUUCCAAAUUAUAAUAUUUGGUUAUAAAAUAAAUGUUGAACAAAACGAGUGAUUUUAAUUGAAAAUUUAAAUACCUCGUUCAACGUUUUAACAUUUGAAAGAAAUGAAUUAUUUCAUAAGUGUUAUUUAUAUGGAUUAUGGUGAAACAUUACAGUGAAAUAUAUUUGUAUCACCGACUAUAACCAAAACAUUGUUUUGUAAAAUAUUUCAGUGUUGUGAAGUGUUUGAUAAUUAUUAUUUGUCGUUAAAAAUUUAUUAAGAAAUAAACUAAUUUGAGAUCCGUAAUUUCUGCAAAAUAAAAUCAUAGCCCUAAAAUGGCGUCAGAAGACCCAAAUUCUUGGAGAACACAACAUUUUAGACAAAGCAUGAUAGCAAAAAUCGAAGAGAAUAUGCAAAAAUUUCAAAUACCAACAGCUAAAAAUGCAACUGACAUGGAAAGUCAUGUAUUUUCAAAGGCUAAAACUAAGGAUGAUUAUUUAAGCUUUGUAGCUAGACUGAUAUUGCACAUCACACAAAUGAAUAAUAAAAAAACUGCUGGAAAUAUGCAGUCUGGUCUGAAUAAUGCAAACCCAGUUGUUCAACAAGGAAUGCCAGAUCCGAUUGGUGCUCUCCAAACUUUAGCUCGCCAAGGUACUGGAAAUAAUGCUAACAUGGGAAUUCAAGGGCCGGUGCAAAACAAUCAAAAUAUGGUUCCUCAACAGACCCCUGUUUCUAAUCCUAGUAAUUUACUGCAAACACUGAAUCAACAACCAGGACAGCCAAUGAAUAUGCCAGGAAUUCCAAAUAAAAUGCAAGGAAUGGGAAUGAUGUCAGGCCAGCCUGGUUGCCCUCCAAUGAAUGUGAAUCAAAUGAAUCAAAUGCAAAAUAUGCAACCUAAUCCAAUGCUGGCUCAAAUGAAUCAGGUAAACCAAAAUACAAUGGGUCAACAAAUGGUACGACCCCCUGGGCAACCUCAACAAAUGGGUGGACCACCCAUGAAUGUACAAAUGGGAUCCAAUCAAAUAUCAUUGCAGAACCAAAUGCAGAAUCAAAUGGGUGGACACCAGAUUGGAGGGCCUAUUAAUGCUGGAAUGCAGCAAGGAAUGAUUCAACAACAACAGGUGCCUAUGCAGCAACCAAUUAUGAAUCAAAUGAAUCCUGCACAAAUGGCUGCAAAUCAAGUGUCUCAAGCGCAAAUGCAUCUUCAGAGAAAACCAGAAAUGAUGAAUUCAGGGUAUCCAGGACCUAGAAAUGUUACUCCAAACCAGUUUUUGCGACAAAGUCCCUCACCAUCAGCUCCUAGCCCAAGUGGUUUAGGAGUUCCUACAUCUACAAAUCAAAUGGUUCCAUCUCCAGCUCUAGUAUCAUCGCCGAAUCCGCAGCAUUCUAUGCUUGGUGCUCAAAGAGCAGUUGCAAUGGCACCUUCACCCAGUAGUUCUUUAAAUACACCUGGAAGCGCUCUUGGUGCGAGUCCUUUACAAGAUGAACAAAUGUCUCAAGCAUACAAAGAAAAAGUUAGAAAACUUAGCAAGUACAUAGAACCACUCAGGAAGAUGAUUUUGAAAAUGACCGCUGAAGGAAAUACUGAUAAAACAAACAAGAUGAAAAUAUUAUUAGAAAUUUUAACAAAUCCGAGUUCAAGUACAAAAUUGGAUGUAUUGCAGAAAUGCGAAAUAGCUUUAGAAAAAAUGGACUUUAAAAAAUUUGAAGCUCAAGGUCCUGCCAUACCACCCUUAGGGCUAAAAGAACACCACUUUUUUUCUCCUUUAUUAGAAGUAGUUAAUACUCUUUUGCAGAGUCCAGUAGCAAAUCAUACUCUUCAAAGAACAUUUGGCCCUUGUUUAGAAGCUUUGUUUGGACCAGAAAUCAAAAACAUGCCUCCACCACUAAAAAGACAAAAAACGGAAGAAACAUCUUGUGAAAUACCGGAUGUCCUUCAAGGCGAAAUAGCUCGCUUGGAUCAACGUUUUAAGGUCAGCUUGGAUCCUGCUCAAAAAACUGGUUCAAAAUGUAUUCAACUUAUUUGUUGGCUAGAUGAUAAACAUUUACCUUGUGUGCCACCUAUUUCUGUGACUGUACCCAUAGAAUAUCCAUCAGUACCUCCACGCUAUGUUCUAACAAAUUAUGAAUAUGCGACUCCUUAUUUAAAUGCGGUUCAGAGCGGUCUAAAUGCCCGUCUAACAAAAUUGCCCACACGAUUUUCCCUCUCCCAGCUUUUGGAUACUUGGGAAAUGAGUGUUCGUCAGGCCAGUGCCCCAAUUCUACGUCAUCAAGGGUCAAUCGCUUCUUCAAUUAUUUUACAUACUAUUAAAAAUGAAAUUACAACAACUUCUCCUACGUCCAAGGUUACUGAUGUGACAUCAGUUACAACUUCAAUAAUGUCCAAUACCACAACAACUGUAGCCAAUAGUGUUGUAAAUAAUGCUAUUGCUAGCAACAUGGUUGGAUUAGCUACCUCAUAAUUUAUAAAUGUUGCUUCCUAAUUUGAAGCUUUUAUUAAGUAUAUUUGUUUAACAUUUUUGUACUUAAAUAAUGGAUCAAUUAACUUUGCUUGUAUAUUUUAGUUUAUAUUAAAAUUUAAUUUUAAAAUUCA
This is a messenger RNA of Trichogramma pretiosum, 2645 nucleotides long. RefSeq names its product mediator of RNA polymerase II transcription subunit 15-like (gene MED15). The record is from RefSeq and is a predicted model, not a curated record. Gene Ontology annotation, molecular function: transcription coregulator activity. Bases 388 to 2514 code for a protein of 708 amino acids. NCBI's taxonomy places the organism in Eukaryota, Metazoa, Arthropoda, Insecta, Hymenoptera, Trichogrammatidae. The transcript has 13 exons. Gene Ontology annotation, biological process: regulation of DNA-templated transcription.